GGACUCCAGCGUUGCACCCAGAAAAGGGGCCUUGGGAGAGCUCGGGUGACGUGACGUCGAAGGAAGGGCUUCCUGUGUCUUGUGUAAAGACCUGCUCACGUGGAAGCCCGUCCACAUGGGCUGCCUUUCAAUGAGCUGGACACGGGGAGAAGUCCCCCUCCGCGGGGCCGGCCGCCCGGUCCGCGCCGGACUUAAGUAAUAGUGACAGACACCAGGUUACUCAAGAGACCCCAAAUGACGACAGCCCGGGUCUCUUCUUUAAACUUUGUUUCGUGUCGUUGUCACUGUCGAGUGCUCCAGCUUUACUUUGGAAACGACUGAAUUGCCAGUCUUGAAGUAAAAAGGAGCCAGGUGACUGAUGGACGUUUCUUUUGAGGUCCAGCCCGGUUAGGAACAAGAAAAGUAGAAAUGAAGGUACACAUGCACACAAAGUUUUGCCUCAUUUGUUUGCUGACAUUUGUAUUUCAUCAUUGCAACCAUUGCCAUGAAGACCAUGACCAUGACCAUGGCCCUGAAGAGCACCACAGACAUCACUGUGGAAUGACAGAAUCGGAGUCAAGCAAAUUUUCAGUGCUGGAUGCUGAAAAUCAAAAAAAAUGCUACAUAGAAAAACUUUUUACCCGUUAUGGUGAAAAUGGAAGAUUAUCCUUUUUUGGUCUGGAGAAACUUUUAACAAACUUGGGCCUUGGAGAGAUCAGAGUAGUUGAGAUUAAUCAUGAGGAUCUUGGCCACGAUCAUGUAUCUCACUUAGAUAUUUUGGCAGUUCAGGAGGGAAAGCAUUUUCACUCACAUAACCACCAGCAUUCCCAUAAUCAUUUAAAUUCCGAAAAUCAAACUGUAACUAGCGUAUCAACUAAAAGAAACCAUAAAUGUGAUCCAGAGAAAGAGACCAUUGAAGUUUCUGUAAAGUCUGACGCCAAACGUCCACAUGACCAUAGUCGGCGACAACAUCAUCACCAUCACCCGCACCAUCACCUGGAUCAUAACACCACUCGCCAUUUUCAUAAUGAUUCUGUUACUCACAGCGAGCGUGGGGAGCCUAGUCAUGAGCCAUCAACAGAGACCAAUACAACACAGCAGCGCGAAGUUAAGCAGCCGAGACAGAAAAAGAGAAGAAAGGGGAAGAAAAGUCAUGACAAUUCUGAGGUGACCACACCAGGUUUCCUCCCUGGCCAUGAUCAGGGUGAACAGUAUGAGUACAAUCAGGUCUACAAAGCUGAUCGUGCACAUGGCCAAGGCCAUUCUAAUACACACCUUCCACAACAUAAUGGUCAUGAUUCAGGCCAUGGACACCAAGGUCUUGAUCAUGAUAAUGAAAGUGAACUUCGACAUACUAGCAAGCGAGAAGCUUCACAUGUUAAAAAAAGUGCAAUUUAUUCAGCUGCUAAUCACAAAGAUCAUAGUGAAGAUGACCAUCAACAUGAUGAGUGCUUGAACGUCACUCAACUGUUAAGACAAUUUGGUCAUGAUGUCAACUCUCCUAUCACACCUGAACUCUUUACAUGCCUUUGCCCUGCACUGUUAUAUCAGAUUGACAGUAGACUUUGUAUUGAGCAUUUUGACAAACUUUUAGUUGAAGAUCCAGAAAAGGAAAAAAAUCUUGUUCCUGACGAUAAGUCAAAUGUAGGAGCGUCAGCUUGGAUUUGUGGUAUCAUUUCUAUCACUGUCAUUAGCCUGCUCUCCUUGCUAGGCGUGAUCUUGGUCCCCAUCAUUAACCAAGGAUGCUUCAAGUUCCUUCUCACAUUCCUUGUGGCACUAGCUGUAGGUACGAUGAGUGGGGAUGCCCUUCUUCAUCUACUGCCCCAUUCUCAAGGUGGACAUGAUCACAGCCAUUCACAUGCUCAUGGGCACGGACAUUCUCAUGGGCACGGACAUUCUCAUGGGCAUGGACAUUCUCAUGGGCACGAAUCUAAGAAGUUCUUGGAAGAAUAUGAUGCUGUGUUGAAAGGACUUGUGGCUCUAGGAGGCAUUUAUUUGCUAUUUAUCAUUGAACACUGCCUUCGAAUGUUUAAGCACUACAAACAAAGAGGAACACAGAAAUGGUGUCAGAAGCAGAGUACAGAAGAAUCAGCUAUUGGAAGGAAGCUUUCAGACCAUAAGUUAAAUAAAAUCCCAGAGACUGACUGGCUCCAGCUCAAGCCUCUUGCCGGAACUGAUGACUCGGUUGUUUCUGAAGAUCGACUUAAUGAAACUGAACUGACAGAUUUGGAAGGUCAACAAGAAUCCCCUCCUAAAAAUUACCUUGGUGUGGAAGAGGAGAAAGCCCGGGACCAUUCUCACACUGAUGGGCUGCACAGCGUUCGUGAGCAUGAUCUCCAUGUGACCACACAUAACCACCACGAAGAGAGUGAGGCUGCGCUGAAGAAGCAUCCCCAUCAGUGGCACCACAAGCAUCCCCAUCACUCCCAUGGCCCGUGUCAUUCUGGAUCAGAGCUGAAAGAAACAGGAAUAGCUAACAUAGCGUGGAUGGUCAUCAUGGGGGAUGGCAUUCACAACUUCAGUGAUGGGUUAGCAAUUGGAGCAGCUUUCAGUGCUGGAUUGACUGGAGGCAUCAGUACUUCCAUAGCUGUCUUCUGCCACGAGUUGCCGCAUGAAUUAGGUGAUUUUGCAGUUCUUCUUAAAGCAGGCAUGACUGUAAAACAGGCCAUUGUGUACAACCUCCUCUCUGCCAUGAUGGCGUACGUAGGCAUGUUGAUAGGCACAGCCGUCGGGCAGUACGCAAACAACAUCACACUUUGGAUCUUUGCCAUCACAGCAGGCAUGUUCCUCUACGUAGCCUUGGUAGAUAUGCUUCCAGAAAUGUUGCACGGUGAUGGUGAUAACGAAGAACAUGGCUUUUGUCCAGUGGGGCAGUUCAUUCUUCAGAAUUUAGGGCUGCUGUGCGGAUUUGUCAUCAUGCUGGUGAUUGCUCUUUUUGAAGACAAAAUUGUGUUUGACAUCCAGUUUUGAGCAUUCUCGCGAUCACCCACCGUUGCUUAUGAGAAUGGUGCCCUUCAGCUUUGCAUCUGUCCCAUGUACUAUUCGCUCACUGCUCAAAGGAAAGUCAGUGGCUUGCACUACUUACACCUUCCAUAGAUUUGAGCCUAAACACAACAGCCUGGUGCUCGGAGAGAUUUCCCUGAGUGAAAAGCAAAGCUUGUGAUGAGGAAAGGGAAAAUGGGACUCGGAACCAUUGUUGAUGUAGGUUUGAUUAAGACUUUUUAAUAAUCAUAUAAAACACUAAAGUAGUCGCUUUAUUAGUAGAAACUUCUGUGACUAUGCAGAAAUAGGAAUUGAACCAAAAAUAAAAAUUAUAAAAAUAAUCAAAUCAUCAAAACUUUGAAAAUAUUUUAAAUGGACUUUGGGCAGACUAUUUGUGCUUAAGAAUGAAUUAUAGUGCCCUUUAAUUAAGCUACAUGUAUACACAUGGUAUUAGGAUUCAACCUGACAUAAGUUUGAAAAUGCAUAAAAUAGACUGUAGGAAUUAGAGGAAAGCUCAGGCUGCAUUUGAGCAUGGAUUUAGCAUUGGGAAAAGUCCUUAUUCUUGAAUCUAGAGUUACUAUUUUUGUAUAUAUUUGCAUAGUGUUUAAACUUGCAGCCUAAACUACUGAAAAUUGUGAUUGUAUGUUUGUGUGAGCUUCAGUUUAAUGAAAGAUUCAUGAUGGUUCUUUGUAUUACUAUUAUACUUGGUGUUUGGGAUUUUUUUAAACUUCAAUUUUGUUUAGGUGUUUUUGGGAGCAGUGGGGCACAUGGUAAACAUGUUUGUUUGUUUUUUUCUUAAAAUAGAAUAUAUCCCAAAAAUGAUGAACCCAAAUAAGGUCUAAGUAUUCCAUUUCUCUGUAUGAAUAGUACUAACUCUUACAUGACUGGGGGAAUUUCGGUUCUGAAUGUACACAUUACCCGUUUGGCAUUAGAACCGAGAGCGCAUGCUGUGGGAGGCAGUAAGGUUGUAAAUGGAAAGCCCAGCUUUUACCAUGCCCCGAAUCUACACAUGAAGCGGCAGGUAAGACCUUGAUUAGGAUAACCUCAAUUGAUCGAUACCACGACUGUCGUGGUACCAAGUAACUUGGAAUACAGGUUCAUAUAACAAAGCUGAAAUUACUUGAUCAUUUUGUGCCAGGAUAUGCUGUUGGUGCCUGAUAAGGAUUAGUGUCUUUUUGGUGCCCUGCGUUCCCACCAUAAUUGCCAGUGAUUUGUGAGAAGUGCAAGCCAUGUUUAUCCUGAAUUUUGCCCUAAUAAUUUGUAAUACUAGGCAAAUGCAUGUAGCUUCCUGUUUACAUAUUGUGCCAUAUGAUCUUCAUUUAUUCCAGGUGAACUGGAUCUGAACUGUGUGCAGCUAGCUUGGCUUUAAUUUGCUCGGCAACUUAUGUAGCUGCUUAAAAAAAAAAGUGUAUUGUUCAAAUAUUCGAGGGCCAGCCCUCUUCCAUUCUAUUUUAAAUGUCCUCCUGUCCUCUCCGCUCUAAGAACUUUAAAACAAAAACUCGGAGGGCAGCACAUGCAUCAAGGUAUUCAGAGCCCAUUGCCAGUGUUUCUUCUUCCGGCUCCGGGCAGGGGAUUAGAUGUUGACUUCCUUAAUUUAAGCUUACUAUCUGAAAACAUUCUUUCUGGCUUUCUCCAUGGCCUCCUGGUAACAAAUAGGAGUUUAUACGUUAUUUUUAGCAGUGGGCACUGAAUUAGGACAGUCCUCAUCUCAUUGCUUGGCGCUUCCAGCAACCUACCUAAAAGGUGCUGAUAAUUUUAUUUAGUACCGCCAACUUCAAGUGAUUCAGAGGUCUUGCUUUCUGAACCAGAUAUAUUUAUAGUCAGUGUUACAGUUUUUUACACCCAAGGAGGAUUCUGUACUCCUGCAUCAAAUCUGCUUCAUUUAGGGGUUUUUGAAAAGCAACAGGUGGAAUAUACUCCCAGUCUUAAAAUAAAAUGCCUGAUCUAAAGCAAAAGGGUCAUGCUGAAGUAUGUAAAGUUUUCCAAUCUCUCAAAAACGGUAUUAUCUUUAUUUGCUAGAGUUUUUAAACCUUUUAAGAGGGCUGUAACCAUUGCUGCUAGAAAUGUCAUUAGGGUGCCACCAGGUUGCACAUCAUUCUAAUGUAUAGUUUCAAGUCUUACUAGACAAUCUGAAUUCCACUACAUUUCUGUUUGGCUCCAACAUUCCAUUUAGCCUGACCAGUCUAAUUUGAACACGUGUCUGUUGGUGGUCAUUAAUGUUACUUGUACAAUGCUGUCACUGUGUGACAUCCAUAUGAAUUUUGGUGUACAUCACAUUGCAUUCAAUCAGCUGUGAUUAUGCUUAGAAAUACUAUAGUAACUAGAUGCAGUGUGAAUUUUUCCAUGACCAGUAAGUAUGUGGCUUAAAUGUGAUAAUGGUCCUGCAAGUUUAAGCUUGCUUGCUCAAAUAUCUAAACCCUUUUUGUUGUAACUGAAUCAUUUUUUAAAAAAAACAAAAUUUAUAAAGCUGGAAAUAAUGAAAUGCUGUUUUUUCAUUGUCAACAGUGGUGUGUCAUUGUGUGUAUGUUUCUGAGGCUUCUGGAACUCUCCCAAAUAAAGUUAUUCAAAAGAGCAAAGAGA
This is a messenger RNA of Echinops telfairi (small Madagascar hedgehog), 5541 nucleotides long. RefSeq names its product solute carrier family 39 member 10 (gene SLC39A10). Gene Ontology annotation, biological process: zinc ion import across plasma membrane; positive regulation of B cell receptor signaling pathway; intracellular zinc ion homeostasis. Bases 409 to 2949 code for a protein of 846 amino acids. Gene Ontology annotation, molecular function: zinc ion transmembrane transporter activity. The transcript has 10 exons. The record is from RefSeq and is a predicted model, not a curated record. Gene Ontology annotation, cellular component: membrane. NCBI's taxonomy places the organism in Eukaryota, Metazoa, Chordata, Mammalia, Afrosoricida, Tenrecidae.